GACGACUUUUUCUGUUGCUGUCAAAAAAUAAACAGCAUCGCGUAUUUUUGUUUUCCGAAUUUUGUUUCCAAAAAUAAAAAAAAACCAAUCAAAAUACAAAAUACACAAAUUAAAUCAAAUCAACUUAAAAAAUGUUUUCUCUAGCAAAAGUAACCCACCCACCAACUGGUGUCGAAUACGCCAUAAACUGCCGCUUCUUCAAUAGCACCGAUGAAAAUCUCGUCACAGCCGGCACAAACAUUCUAAAAGUUUAUCGCAUUUUUCCCGAUGUCGACCCAACCAUCCGAGCUAAAAACAUUGAAAUUUUAAAUCCAAAAAUGAAACUAGAAUGUUUAGCUUCAUAUACAUUAAAUGGCAAUGUUAUGUCUUUGGAAAGAGUAACUCUAUCUGGAUCACUUCGUGAUGCACUUUUAAUAAGUUUCAAAGAAGCUAAAUUAUCUGUUUUACAAUACGAUCCAGAUACGUUUUCAUUAAAGACACUCUCGUUGCAUUAUUUUGAAGAAGAUGACAUCAAAGGUGGAUGGACAGGAAGACAUUUCACGCCAACAGUUCGCGUAGAUCCGGACAACAGAUGCGCGGUAAUGUUGGCUUAUAGCAAAAAACUAAUUGUCUUACCUUUCAGAAAAGAUAAUAGUCUCGAUGAAAUUGAAUUGGCUGAUGUGAAACCUAUAAAAAAGACACCAACACAAUUGAUUUCACGAACUCCAAUAUUAGCUUCGUAUAUUAUUUCUUUAAAAGAUCUCGAUGAGAAGAUUGAUAAUGUUGUAGAUAUUCAAUUUUUAUUUGGUUAUUAUGAACCAACUUUAUUGAUUCUUUAUGAACCGGUUAAGACAUUCCCUGGCCGAAUUGCCGUUCGAUCAGACACUUGCGUUAUGGUGGCAAUAUCUCUCAACAUCCAACAAAGAGUCCAUCCAGUCAUUUGGACUGUGACUGGUCUACCAUUUGAUUGCUUUCGAUUACUAGCAAUUCAAAAGCCAAUUGGUGGCUGUCUUGUUGCCUCCACAAACGCUUUAAUGUAUUUAAAUCAAAGUGUUCCUCCAUACGGAGUGAGCUUAAAUAGUAUCGCUGAUAAUAGUACAGUCUUUCCAUUGAAGCCACAAGAUGGCGUUAAAAUAUCCCUGGACACUGCAAAAUUUGUCUUUAUUGAUGCUGAUAAGAUUGUCAUAUCACUCAAAGGUGGUGAACUUUAUGUUCUCACUCUUUGUGUUGAUUCAAUGAGAAGUGUAAGGAACUUCCAUUUCCAUAAAGCAGCAGCAAGUGUGUUGACUAGUUGCAUUUGUGUUUGUCAAGAAGAGUAUUUGUUUCUGGGAUCACGAUUAGGGAAUUCUCUUUUACUCCAUUUCACUGAAGAGGAUCAGAGUACGGUGAUAACUAUUGACGAUACAGAUGUCGAGAAAGACAAAGAAGCACCUAAAAAACGAUCUGAAGAUGAAGAACUUGAAGUCUAUGGAUCGGGGAUUAAAACCUCGGUUCAGUUGCGCAAGUUUAUCUUUGAAGUUUGCGAUAGUAUUUUAAAUGCUGGUCCAAUUGGUUUUAUGUGUGUUGGGGAGAGAGUUGAAGUCGAGGAUGAGACUCCUCAUCGAUUAGCUGAACAUGUAGCUGAUGUUAAAAUGGAAAUAGUUUGUUCCAGUGGAUAUGGUAAAAAUGGAGCACUUUGUGUGAUGGUCAGUACAAUAUUUCCACAAAUAAUCACAUCUUUCGAGCUGCAAGGAUGUUUUCAAGUAUGGACAGUUUUUGAUGAUCCAAAUAAAAAAGCUCAAGGAUUAUCAGAUCAUCAUGAUUUUAUGAUUCUAAGUCAAAGAUCAACUACAUUGGUACUUGAAACUGGUGAUGAAAUUAAUGAAAUUGAAAAUUCUGGAUUUAGUGUUAAUCAACCGACGAUAUUUGUUGGAAAUCUUGGUAAUAAUCGUUUUAUUAUUCAAGUUACUACAAGAAAUGUAAGACUUUUGCAAGGAACUCGUCUUAUUCAGAAUGUUCCAAUUGAUGUGGGUUCGCCGAUGGUGGAGGUGUCUUUGGCUGAUCCAUAUGUAUGCAUUCGUGUUCUUAGUGGACAGGUUAUUACUUUAGCAUUGCGAGAAACUAAAGGAACACCACGAUUGGCAAUUAAUAAAAAUACAAUUAGUACUGUACCAGCUGUGGUAUCGAUAUCGGCUUUAAAAGAUGUUUCUGGAUUAUUUACAUCGAAAUGUGAAGAUGUUAUGAAUUUAACUGGAUCUGGGUCAUCUCUAUAUGGCAGUGGUUUUGGGUAUAUGAAAGCUGAACCAAGUAUGAAAACUGAAGAUGAAGAAGAAAUGUUAUAUGGAGAAUCAGGAAAUGCUCUUAAAAUGAAGAAUCUUGCAGAUUUAGCGAAAAAAUCACGUUCCAAGAAUACGGAUUGGUGGAGAAGACUUCUUACACAAUCAAAGCCAACUUAUUGGUUGUUGGUAGCACGUGAUAAUGGAAAUUUAGAAAUCUACUCAAUGCCUGAUUUGAAACUGAUGUAUUUGAUAACGAAUGUUGGCAAUGGUGCAGAUGUUCUUACCGAUUCGAUGGAAUUUGUUCCAAUGCCAUUGAAUCAAGGAGAAAAUAGUAAAACUGGUAUUUUAUUGAAUUGUAUGCCACAGAAUUUGAAUGUUCCCGUACCAAUGGAAAUUAUUGUGGUUCCUUUAGGGAAUCAAGGUAAUCGACCAUUGCUACUCAUUCGUACACGAUUGGAAAUAAUGGUUUAUCAAGUAUUUAGAUAUACGAAAGGUCAUCUUAAGAUUCGAUUUAAAAAAAUCCAUACCAUCAAUCAAGUGGAUAUGACUGAGAAGAUGAUUGAAGAUGUUGAAGAACAUGAUCCAUUUCAUUUGCAUGAUGAAUAUGUUAAUAUAAUGCAUUAUUUUACAAAUGUUUCUGGGCUAAAUGGAGUUGCUGUUUCUGGACUUAAUCCGUGUUUUAUCUUUUUGACAAUUAAAGGAGAGUUGAGAGUGCAUAAGCUCUAUGGCAAUGCUACAAAUAAAAGUUUUGCUCCAUUUAAUAAUAUCAAUUGUCCAGGUGGAUUCUUAUUCUUUGAUAAUUCGUUUAAUUUGAAAAUUGCUGUUCUACCUAAUUAUCUUACAUUUGAUGCUCCAUGGCCGAUACGGAAGGUUCCAAUUAGAUGUACACCACGUCAGAUUGUCUAUCAUAGAGAAAAUCGUGUCUAUUGUGUUGUAACACAGACCGAAGAGGUAACCAACAAGUAUUACCGUUUCAAUGGGGAAGACAAGGAGUUGACUGAGGAGAACAAAGGCGAGCGGUUUAUUUAUCCAACUAGAUCGAAAUUUAGCGUUGUUCUAAUAUCACCAAAUACCUGGGAAAUGGUUCCGGAUGCUUCAAUUGAUUUAGAAGAAUGGGAGCAUGUAACAGCUUUUAAAAUAGUUUCUCUAGCUUAUGAAGGAACUCGUUCCGGUUUGAAGGAAUAUCUAUCGAUUGGUACAAAUUUUAACUACAGUGAGGAUAUAACUUCACGAGGAAACAUCUACAUUUAUGAUAUAAUUGAAGUUGUUCCAGAACCUGGUAAACCAUUGACAAAAUUCAAAUUGAAAGAAGUCUUUAAGAAGGAACAAAAAGGUCCUGUUUCUGCAAUUGGUGAUGUUCUUGGCUUUCUUAUAACAGCUCUUGGACAAAAGAUUUACCUGUGGCAGCUCAAAGAUGACGAUUUAAUAGGUGUAGCAUUUAUCGACACUCACAUUUAUGUUCAUCGAAUUAUCUGCGUUAAGUCAUUGAUUCUUAUUGCCGAUGUCUACAAAUCUAUCAGCAUUUUACGUUUCCAAGAUGAAUAUCGAACGCUAUCCCUAGUUUCUCGAGAUCUUCAGCCAUUGGAAGUUUUUGAUAUAGAAUUCGUUGUGGACAGUACGAAUUUGGGAUUUUUCGUUACCGAUGCUGAUGAGAAUUUUAUUGUGUACAUGUAUCAGCCGGAAUCUCGUGAAUCUUUUGGUGGACAGAAACUCAUUCGCAAGGCUGAUUUUCAUUUGGGACAAAAAGUCAAUACAAUGUUUCGUGUGCAAUGCCAUCAAAAGGGACCACAUCAACGACAUCCGUUCUUUUUUGAAAAUAAACAUAUGAUUGUAUUUGGGACAUUAGAUGGUGGUAUUGGUUAUUGUUUACCAUUGCCGGAGAAGACUUAUAGGCGAUUGUUGAUGUUGCAAAAUGUUUUACUAACACAUAAAGAACAUUUGGCUGGAUUGAAUCCAAAAGAAUUUAGAACGCUGAAAAGUUCGAGGAAAUUGGCAACAAAUCCUUGCCGUUGUAUUGUUGAUGGUGAAUUGAUUUGGUCGUACUUUUCCCUACCGCACAUAGAAAAGCAAGAGGUUGCAAAGAAAAUUGGUACCAAAAUUGAAGACCUUUAUGUGGAACUGAUGGAUAUUGAUAGAGUGACGAAUAUAUUUUAAGAGUUGAGAAGAUAAAAUAAAAAAAAAAAUAUUUCUUUUUUUGUUAAAGAAUCUAAAUUAA
Molecule: messenger RNA, 4452 nt
Organism: Episyrphus balteatus (marmalade hoverfly)
Lineage: Eukaryota; Metazoa; Arthropoda; Insecta; Diptera; Syrphidae
Gene: CPSF1
Product: cleavage and polyadenylation specificity factor subunit 1
Exons: 1
Coding region: 132-4391 (1419 amino acids)
Cellular component (GO): mRNA cleavage and polyadenylation specificity factor complex; nucleus
Molecular function (GO): protein binding; nucleic acid binding
Source: RefSeq, a predicted model, not a curated record